Molecule: messenger RNA, 4204 nt
Organism: Bombina bombina (fire-bellied toad)
Lineage: Eukaryota; Metazoa; Chordata; Amphibia; Anura; Bombinatoridae
Gene: PLCB3
Product: phospholipase C beta 3
Biological process (GO): lipid catabolic process; phosphatidylinositol-mediated signaling
Molecular function (GO): phosphatidylinositol-4,5-bisphosphate phospholipase C activity; calmodulin binding; calcium ion binding
Source: RefSeq, a predicted model, not a curated record
CCCCCUGCUCCCCUCCCUCAGACAGUCCCUGCUCUUCUCCCGCUGCCUCCUCCUUGCUCUCUUGCCCCUAGUUGCCCCCCUCCCUCUCCAGCCAUGGCAGGGGCACGACCAGGGGUACAUUCUCUCCAGCUGGAACAUGUCCGGGUACCAGACACCCUCCUGCGGGGGAGCAAGUUCAUCAAGUGGGACGAGGAAGUAGAUAUACUGGAUAUCAGUCUAAUAAGAGACACUCGGACAGGAAAAUAUGCUAAAAUGCCAAAGGACCAGCGCAUGAAGGAGACGUUGGGAUUCACCGGAUCAGAGGUUCGCCCAGAAGAUAAACUUGUAACUGUUGUAUACGGCACUGAUAUUGUUAGCAUCAACUUUCUAAACUUUAUGGCUGUACAGGAGGACACUGCAAAGAUUUGGACAGAGGGGCUCUUUAAAUUAGCUACAAAUAUUUUGGCUCAGAAUUCUUCUCGGAAUACCUUCCUGCAGAAAGCAUACACUAAACUAAAGCUUCAGGUCAAUCAGGAUGGCCGGAUACCAGUGAAGAAUAUUCUGAAGAUGUUUGCUGCUGAUAAGAAGCGAGUGGAGACAGCGCUGGAGUCCUGUGGCCUGAACUUUAAUCGGGGUGAGUCAAUAAAGCCGGAAGAAUUCAAAUUUGAUAUUUUUGAGCGGUUUCUGAACAAGCUGUGUCUACGUCCGGACAUUGAUAAAAUCCUCCUGGAACUAGGGGCAAAAGGGAAACCGUACCUGACAUUGGAGCAGUUGAUGGAUUUCUUGAAUCAAAAGCAGAGAGAUCCCCGGCUCAAUGAGAUUUUGUUCCCCCCACUAAAGAGAGACCAGGUGCGCCAACUCAUCGAGAAGUACGAACCAAACCGGCAGUUCCUGGAAAGGGACCAGAUGUCCAUGGAAGGGUUUAGUCGGUUUCUUGGUGGGGAAGAAAACAGCAUUGUCCCUCCGGAGACUCUGGAUUUAAGUGAUGACAUGACUCAACCGUUGACUAGCUACUUCAUCAACUCCUCCCACAAUACCUACCUCACUGCUGGACAGCUGACCGGUAACUCCUCAGUAGAGAUGUACAGGCAAGUGCUGCUCACCGGCUGCCGAUGUAUCGAGCUGGACUGCUGGAAGGGACGACCCCAGGACGAUGAGCCUUUCAUUACCCAUGGGUUCACCAUGACCACCGAGAUCCCCUUCAAGGAGGUGAUAGAAGCGAUAGCAGAGAGUGCCUUUAAGACAUCGCCAUUUCCAGUCAUUCUGUCCUUCGAAAACCAUGUUGACUCGGCCAAACAGCAAGCCAAGAUGGCUGAGUACUGCAGGAACAUCUUUGGCGACGCACUUUUGAUAGACCCACUGGAGAAAUAUCCUCUGCAACCUGGUGUGCCCCUCCCCAGCCCCCAGGAGCUUCUGGGUAAAAUCCUUGUUAAAAACAAAAAGCGACACAGAGUAGCAGUAAAGGGCCCGGAUGGCAGCGUGAAGAGGAGAGUCAGCGAGCAGCCAUCUAAUACCUACAGUGAUACAUCCAGUGUGUGUGAUUCACCGGCACCAGGGCUGCUGAACUCUGAAAUCACUGAUGGGCCUUUGGCACUUUCCAAUGGGGAGGAGAAAUUAGAGGAUAAGCUGCCAAAGUAUACAGAGCCGCGGAAGUCUAUUGACCGUGACGCCUACAGUGAGGAUGAGGAGGAUGAAGAACCCUCUGACCCCAAAAAGUCUGAUGAGGGUACCGCCAGCAGUGAAGUAAAUGCCACGGAGGAAAUGUCUACGCUCGUUAACUACGUGGAACCGGUUAAGUUCAAGUCAUUUGAUGUGGCCAACAAGAGGAAUAAGCAUUAUGAAAUGUCAUCAUUUGUCGAGACUAAAGCGUUGGAGCAGCUCACUAAAUCUCCCAUGGAAUUUGUGGAAUACAAUAAGAAGCAGCUAAGCCGCAUCUACCCCAAAGGGACGCGAGUGGAUUCUUCCAAUUACAUGCCGCAGCUCUUCUGGAACGCCGGGUGUCAGAUGGUAGCGUUAAACUUUCAAACUCUCGACCUUCCAAUGCAGUUGAAUAUGGGAAUAUUUGAAUAUAAUCAUCGCAGCGGUUAUCUCCUCAAACCUGAGUUCAUGCGGCGGACAGAUAAACCGUUUGAUCCAUUUACUGAAAAUAUUGUGGAUGGGAUUGUUGCAAAUACCGUUAAAAUUAAGAUUAUUUCAGGACAGUUCUUGUCUGAUAAACGCGUUGGGAUCUAUGUGGAGGUCGAUAUGUUCGGUUUGCCGGUGGACACAAAGCGGAAGUUUCGCACAAAAACCUCCCAGGGAAACUCAUUUAACCCUGUGUGGGAUGAGGAGCCUUUCAUAUUCCAUAAGGUAGUACUUCCCACUCUUGCCUCUCUCCGAAUUGCGGUGUUUGAAGAAGGUGGAAAGUUUGUUGGUCACCGGAUUCUGCCUGUAUCAGCGAUCCGACCUGGAUAUCACUACAUCUGUCUCAGAAAUGACAUAAAUCAGCCACUCUGCCUCCCGGCUCUGCUUGUUUACACUGAGGCAAACGAUUAUAUUCCUGAUGACCACCAAGACUAUGCUGACGCACUCAUUAACCCCAUCAAACAUGUUAAUCUCAUGGAUCAGAGGGCGAAACAGCUAGUGGCUCUUAUUGGGGAAAGCGAGCAACAGGGACUCAAGAUAGAAAAAGCCCCAGAAAACCAGAAACCAGAUACUCAGAAUGUUACCCCUGAUCCUCCCUCAAGGAAGAAGAAGGCUUCUUUAACACAAUCGGUUGUCACACCCCCUGUUCACCGAGAUGACCUAAUAGCAAGUAUAUUAACAGAUGUUUCCACUCCAUCCCUAGAAGAAUUAAAACAGCAGAAAAGUUUUGUGAAAUUGCUCUGUCGUCAGUACCGGGAAUUGCGUCAACUGCACCGCAAGCAUUUGCGUAAGGUAUCAGCUCUCUGCAAAGACCAGAGCACCUGGGUAACUCAGUUAGCAAAUGUUCGCAAGAGGCGGAGCCUGGGAAAAAGCCCACGGACAUCACAUGAUUCUGAGCAUGAGGACGAGCAGCAGAAGAUACAAGAUUUGCAGGGGGAGCAGCUGAGACGACUCUUGGAGAUGAGGGAAGCUCAGCAUGAACAAGAGAGGAAAAUAAAGCACACUCAUUUGCAGCAGGCUGUUGUAAAGCUGCAGGAAGUGGCUCAGUCUUGUCAUUCUGCACAACUCAAGAAAAUGAAAGAGAUCAAUGAGAAGGAGAAGAAAGAGCUUCAAAAAAUCUUGGACAGAAAAAGACAUAACAGCAUAACUGAGGCCAAGUCACGAGACCGUCAAAAGAAAGAUGGAGACCUGACAGAAAUUAACAGACGCCACAUUAAUGAGUCUGUAAACUUCAUAAGACGGUUGGAAGAAGCACAAAAGAGGCGUUUGGAUAAAUUGCUGGCGGCUCAUCAGGAUACGCUACAAAGGAUAAAAGACGAGGAACCAAAGCUCAUGGCACAGUUGGAUUUGGAAUGCCAGGCAGAGUAUGAUCAACUUCCGCUGGAAGUUCGGCGUUACUUGCAGGAUGAAGUGGGUUGGGGAGGGAACGGAUCAGGACCUCCCUCGUCUUCCUGCAGUACUCCAACAUCGGUUACUCGAAGUGUAUGGUCAGAUAGUGGAGAUACCAGUCUAUUAUACACUCCCGGGGACUCCAGUGACGAAGCCACCAGACUCUGACCUCCAUUACAUAUCAAAGAACUAUACAAGAGGCCACAUCAUCCAAUCAUUAAUCCGAGAGUCCCAAAAACAAGUCAUUGCCUCUAACAUACAGUUAAUCCAAAAAUUCAUAUGUAUCAGAAAUCCUAUGUAAAUAAUUGAAACAAAGAUAAAUAUGAGGUUCUCCCGGAAAUACCGAUUUUAUCCUCACAAACCAAGACCGUGCUCCUGGAAUAACCCAAAGCAUUUUUAACAGACACUGAAUCCAAAGAAGCCAGACAGAUGGGAGAUAUCUAUAAAUUAAAUGUAAAGGUCCCUCUGUGGGGCUAAAUUUCUGUAUAAUCACAGAUGUAAUUAUAAAUGAUAGCACGGUUGUGUGUGCAUAUGCGCCAUUGUUUUUGCCUGAAUGAUCCUGUAUGAGAUUGUAUGGAAAUGCGUGUGUGUGAGUGGGUGUCGUUGUCCGUGUGGGUGUGUCACUGUUAGCGUCACAGUCUCCUCCCCUCAAAAAACUAUGUAUUUUUUACUCACAUUUUAUUUCUCCAAUAAAACUAUGAAAAAAAUUUAA